Trichoplax adhaerens is the source of this 351-nucleotide messenger RNA. RefSeq lists its product as uncharacterized. Gene Ontology annotation, biological process: transcription by RNA polymerase II. The record is from RefSeq and is a predicted model, not a curated record. Gene Ontology annotation, molecular function: protein dimerization activity; DNA binding. Bases 1 to 351 code for a protein of 116 amino acids. The transcript has 4 exons. Lineage: Eukaryota; Metazoa; Placozoa; Uniplacotomia; Trichoplacea; Trichoplacidae. Gene Ontology annotation, cellular component: RNA polymerase II, core complex.
AUGAAUGCCCCGGCACCUUUCGAACAUUUCCUUUUACUACCUGAUGAGAAGAAAAUUACAAUUACUAAGGAUACCAAAGUUCCGAAUGCCUGCCAUUUCACGAUUGCUAAAGAAGAUCAUACUUUAGGCAAUAUUAUUAGAGCGCAAUUACUUAAAGAUCCACAAGUUAUCUUCGCUGGUUAUAAAGUGCCUCACCCAUUGGAGUACGAUGUAGUAAUACGAGUGCAAACCACCUCAAAUUAUUCGCCUGAAGAGGCAUUCUCGAAUGCUCUUACUGACCUAAUAUCCGAAUUGAACGUUCUAGAUGACCGAUUUAAGGCUGCUGUGAGAGAAAAGAAGGAUAAUGAUUAG